Perca fluviatilis (European perch) is the source of this 2214-nucleotide messenger RNA. RefSeq names its product tRNA methyltransferase 1-like (gene trmt1l). Gene Ontology annotation, cellular component: nucleus. The coding region runs from base 291 to 1880 and encodes 529 amino acids. The record is from RefSeq and is a predicted model, not a curated record. Gene Ontology annotation, biological process: tRNA N2-guanine methylation. Lineage: Eukaryota; Metazoa; Chordata; Actinopteri; Perciformes; Percidae. Gene Ontology annotation, molecular function: RNA binding. The transcript has 14 exons.
GAGAUGCCGGAGAGUCACCGCCAGCCGGCGACCGAGCUGCCGAACAGCCGGUGAAGACUGAAGCUGCUGCAGACGGCGACGCCAAGCCUUCAACCACAACCACCGAGAGACACAUCUCCAUCCAAACUAAACUGGAAGGCCUCGAGGGGCUGGUGGACCUGAAUGGUGCGGGACGUAAGUCGUGUCCUCUGUGUCCCGAGGAGAAGUUUAAAGCCUGCUACAGCCACAAGCUCCGCAGACACCUGCAGAACCUCCACUGGAAAGUCUACGUGGAGUUCGAAGGCCAGAGGAUGUGCAUCUGCCACCUGCCCUGCAGAAACCUGAAGCCCAGCUCCAGUGGAGAUCAGGCCUCGGGGAGACACGUGGCCCACUACCACUGCGUGGUGUGCUCUGUCACCAUCGCCCGUAAGACGGACAUGGUCAGCCACCUGAAGCGACACGUCAACAAAGGAGAGACCGAGGCCAGCUACUCCGGGAGCUCAGACGUGCCGUUUGACGAGCCGGCUCCGUCUGGCCAGGCGUAUGAAAUCAUGAAGGAACUGGGAACCAACGUUCAGCUCCUCCCGAACCACACCACGCCGCAGAAGAGCGACACCUACUUCAACCGCAAGAUGAAGACCAACAGGCAGCUGGUGUUCUGUUCGCUGGCGGUUCUGGCGGAGGAGAGGAACCCGAUCGAGUGUCUGGAUGCUUUCGGAGCCACAGGGAUUAUGGGCCUCCAGUGGGCGAAGCACCUUCGUAACGCCGUCAAAGUGACCAUAACCGAUAUCAGCGACACGUGCGUGAAAAUGAUCAAAGAGAACUGCGAGCUCAACAACAUCCGGGUGGACGGCGGCUCACGAGGCCCCCGGGGGCCCGACGGGGCGACCAGCGAAGUGGAGGGAUCGCCCAUCGCUACGGUGGAGGUCGCCAAGAUGGACGCCAACGUCACCAUGCACCUGUGGCCCUUUGACUACAUUCACUUGGAUCCGUUCGGGACGGCCGUGAACUACCUGGACGCUGCCUUCAGGAACGUGCGUAACCUGGGCAUCGUCUCGGUGACGUCCACAGACACGAGCUCUCUGUACUCCAAGUCUCCCAACGUCACGCUGCGUCACUACGGCUGUCACAUCGUCCGCACCGAGUACUACAAAGAGCUGGCUGCUCGCAUGGUGGUCGCCACCGUGGCCCGGGCGGCGGCUCGCUGUAACAAAGGUAUCGAAGUCCUGCUGGCGGUGGCGUUGGAGCAUUUCGUCCUGGUGGUGGUGAGAGUUCUCCGAGGUCCCACGCAGGCCGACGAGUCGGCCAAGAAGUUACGGAAACUGCUCCACUGUCAGUGGUGUGAGGAGAGAGUCUUCCUCAGACAGGGAACCAUGGUGGACGACUCGCUGCCCUGUAACUGUCAUGGAAGUUUGCCUGGAAGGACUGCGGUGCAGCUGGGGCCGUUAUGGUGUGGUCCUCUGUUUAAUAUCGUCCUUGAGGGGGGGGGGGUGACAACACAAGUUUGUAAAAGAUGGAGUCACUGCUGGGUUCCCUCUCAGUUUAGUUUUUCCUGUCCAGCUCUAAUGUUCGGUCUCUCUCCAGCGAAGAGGAAGUCGGGAGACGAGUCGGGGAACGUAGUGAAGAAGAUGAAGUCCGAUGCGUCUCUGGAUCACCCGCCCUUCUACUACAGCAUCCACCGCCACAGCAUCAGAGGCAUGAACAUGCCCAAGUUGAACAAGUUUCUUCAGUACCUGACGGAGGCCGGCUUCAGGGUGAGUCGGACUCACUUCGACCCGACGGGCGUUCGAACCGACGCCACGCUGGAGCAGUUUAAGUCUGUCCUCACCAAGUACAGCGUCCCCACGUACACCAACGCCAACGCCGCGCAGAGCAGCGCGAGCGCCGAGACGACCCAGUGAGAGAAACGAGAGCAGAAAAUCAUUCACACGAAAUCAUCCGCUCAUCUGGUUUCUACUGUUUCUGUGUCACCUGAACAAAGUUCUGACUGCACUGAUGUCUGAUGCUUUAACUAGAACUAAGUAGAAACUCUUUAAUCAAACCAAAACUGGUGAGGAUUGCCUUUUGCUAAAACCGCACACCAAACUGAUCCUGCAGCACGGAUGAUGUUUCUCUAUUUAUUUCAGAUUUCUCUUUUUAUUUCAUUACUUGCUGAUUUAUUGUCUUUUUUUCUGUUUGCUCAUCCUGUCUUCUAAAAACAUAUUAAAAAUCGGUCUGCGAAGCCUGAAUAUCUCA